Clonostachys rhizophaga is the source of this 672-nucleotide messenger RNA. Lineage: Eukaryota; Fungi; Ascomycota; Sordariomycetes; Hypocreales; Bionectriaceae. The record is from the annotation of a GenBank genome assembly.
AUGCCACCCCAACUGAGACACAAACCAAAGAAAAGAUGCUUGCAAGCAGAUUGUAUCAAGGUACAGGUGGAAGAAACCUUGCAGCUUGAGGAGCAAACUAAGGAGGCAGACGAGCAACUCGAUGAAUAUAGGAAGCGGCUCAGCGACCAAGCAGAUGAUCAUCUAAACAUACACAGACAAAGGCUUGAGGAGCAAGUCAAGGCUGCAAAGGAGUUGCUUCGGGUGGAGGCAGAAGAUCAGCUCAAUGAAUUUACGACUUAUAUCAAACAAAUUAUCAACGAAGCAAAGACGGAGGGAAUCAGGACAAUUUGCCGGCAACUAUAUGCAUGGGACACCCGGCUUACUACUAAAUACAAGGAACUUGAUUUACAGGCCAAGGAGCUUGAGGGGCAAUACGGAAAAGCUCUUGAGGCACUUGAUCAGAUCAACCUGCAGCGGAGCAUGCUGAAUGACCAGACUAAGUUGCUUGACGAACAGAGGUUUCUUGUUGAGCCAAAGAAUAAGACUGAGGAAGUAAUCAAGCAACUUGGAAGCCAAACCGAGGAGCAAGCGGCAAGGAAGCAGGCGAGGGUUCAGAUGUCAAAGUUGCUGGGGGAAUUAAACAAUCGACAGAUCGAGAACCAAAGCAGGGUGCCAUCUAUAUCUCUUGGUGGGUCUGCGAUGGCAGAAUAA